UGACCCAAUUUUUUUUUUCAAAAUUUUCUUUAUUUUCAACAUUUGCCCUUUCCUCCAAGCGUUAUCCUCUUAAGCACGAUGGUGGUCAAAAAACCUUAUGUCUCUGUCCUCCCUUCUCAUUUUCUCUCUUCAAUUUUUUAAUUUUUUUUAUUUGUUUUCAUUUUUCUUUCAAUGAAAAAAUAUAAAAUUCGCCGAGAAAGCUAGAUGAUCAAUAUGGACCUUUUGAGUCUUUUUAUAUUUGGGAUCAAAUAUCUCCCCUUUAAUCUCGAAAAUAACGCCUUUAUUUCUUUGAUUAGAAGCUUUUACGAGACUGAUCACCCUCAUAGGAAGGAAUAGACCCUUCGGACUAUAGGGAUGUUCUCUUCGGACUUGGGGAUGUUCCCUUCGGAUUAUGUGGAUGUUCCUUUCGAACUAUGGGGAUGUUCUCUUCGGACUUGGGGAUGUUCCCUUCGGAUUAUGUGGAUGUUCCUUUCGAACUACGGGGAUUUUCUCUUCGGACUCUGGAUGUUCCCUUCGGACUAUGGAGCUGUUCCCUUCGAACUACAUAUGGUGAUGUUCCUUUCGGACUAUAGCUGUUCUCUUAAAACUGGAGAUGUUCUUUUCUAG
Molecule: messenger RNA, 606 nt
Organism: Meloidogyne enterolobii
Lineage: Eukaryota; Metazoa; Nematoda; Chromadorea; Rhabditida; Meloidogynidae
Source: the annotation of a GenBank genome assembly